This is a messenger RNA of Eufriesea mexicana, 3029 nucleotides long. Its product is annotated as proton-coupled amino acid transporter-like protein CG1139. The transcript has 10 exons. Gene Ontology annotation, cellular component: vacuolar membrane. Lineage: Eukaryota; Metazoa; Arthropoda; Insecta; Hymenoptera; Apidae. Gene Ontology annotation, biological process: amino acid transmembrane transport. The record is from RefSeq and is a predicted model, not a curated record. Gene Ontology annotation, molecular function: L-amino acid transmembrane transporter activity. The coding region runs from base 829 to 2232 and encodes 467 amino acids.
CUGGAUGAUACCUAAGGAGGAACAGUGUCAUGACGUUGGAGACACCAAAUUGUGCAGGAUUGUAACGUCAGGGGGCGGUGGGUAGAGUUCACGGGGGUGACGUUUCGACGCAGACGCCAUGAAACGUUCUCGCUACGGGCGUAUGGAUCGCUAUCGGGGUGGCUGCCCCCGCAUACCUCGAGGCAACCCCGGUGAGGCCAGUUCGUCUUCGCACGUGUGCACGCGACCCCAUGUCAAUAAGAGACCUAUCCGUGUGUGUGCGUCCAGCACACGCGUCCUUGUGUUCCUCGUCGACGGUUUAGCACGAGGCCAGCCCUCUUCCCUCCUAAAAAAGAUCAUCUAAGUUCUCCCAAAAGGAAUGUACAUACAAGACUUCUUCGUGCUCUUCGAGUGCUAAGUUCAAGUUGCUUUGUGAACGUUAUCGAGCGCCUCUUAUGGAUUAGGAUACCUUAAAUCUAAUCUACGCCUAAUCCUACUCUUAACCUGAUCCAAAUCCCUUUCAGUGACAAGUUGAAGGAAUCAGUGAAUGAAAAUGACAAGUGUUCAAUGAUUUUAAGUUAUGGUUUAAAAUAACUGGAAGCAUAAUUUCGUGAAAUCUGACACUUCCAGUGGGAAAGUAAAAUGGAAAUUGGUGUGUGAAAAGUGUGAAGUAAUUCUGACUUAUCAUUUGGAGCAUCUCGAGCCUAACCCAAAGGACUAACUCAACUCAUGAGAAACCAGCGACCACCGAAGGAAGUCAGCAAACAUAGUUGUCAGAACUUUUUAAGGAAGAAGCAACCUCAUUUCCGGCGUAACAGAAGUGGCACGAGAGAUUAAGGGACGAACAAGAUGGAGAACGCAAAGGAGGAGACGAUUAAUAUGCAGCUGAUCGGUGCUGAGAGUCCGUACAAAGUUAAUAAUGAAAUUGCCGGAAGUGGUCUAAAUGCAUCAGAGGUCCCAAUAUCGCCGACCACAAAUGUAGAAGACUACGACCCCCACAAACAUCGAAAUAGGCCGAAUCCGACAUCGAACGCGGAGACCUUGAUACACUUGUUAAAAGGAAGUCUAGGCACAGGGAUACUCGCUAUGCCAAACGCGUUCCGCAACAGCGGCCUCGUGACCGGUGUGGUAGCCACGGUGAUCAUAGGGGUGUUGUGCACUUAUUGUUUGCACGUACUAGUGAAAGCUCAGUACAAACUGUGUAAACGGUUAAGAGUUCCUAUAUUGAGUUAUCCGCUGAGCAUGAAAUACGCCCUCGAGCAAGGGCCUGGGUGUGUCCGAUGGUUCGCACCCUAUGCACCAGGACUCGUAGACGGGUUCAUGAUUGUGUAUCAGUUGGGAAUAUGCUGCGUUUAUAUCGUAUUUGUAGCGUCGAAUAUCAAGCAGGUGGCAGACCAGUACUGGGAACCAUUGGACGUUAAGACCCACAUGCUGAUCUUAUUGUUACCGUUGAUCUUGAUCAAUUACGUUAGGAACCUGAAGCUGCUGGCGCCAUUCUCUACACUGGCAAACGUGAUCACAUUUGUGGGACUGGCGAUGAUUCUAGUGUACAUGUUCAAAGAUCUGCCCUCGGUGAAUGAGAGAGAGAUGUUCGGUACUCUGCGAAAUUUCUCUCUCUAUUUUGGCACCACGUUAUUCGCGCUGGAGGCCGUUGGUGUGAUUAUCGCUCUGGAGAACAAUAUGAAGACUCCGCAGUAUUUCGGGGGAUAUUGCGGUGUGCUGAAUAUCGGAAUGACGGUGAUCGUAGCCUUGUAUAUUCUUAUGGGGUUCUUCGGCUACAUAAAGUAUGGCGCCAAGGCUGGCGGUAGCGUAACUUUUAAUUUACCACCCGAAGAAGUCAUGGCGCAGAGCAUCAAAAUCAUGUUCGCGAUCGCCAUUUUUAUUACGCACGCCCUCCAAGGCUACGUCCCAGUCGACAUCAUCUGGAACACUUAUUUGGACCAGAAGAUACACAACAGGAAACUCUUCUGGGAGUAUGUUUGUCGUACUAUUAUCACAUUGGCCACGUUUACGUUGGCUAUCACUAUACCCAGGCUGGGCCUUUUCAUCUCCCUGUUUGGCGCCCUCUGUCUCUCCGCCAUUGGUAUCGCGUUCCCGGCCAUCAUCGAGAUCUGCGUGCUCUGGCCAGAGCGGAAAUUCGGGCCUUGUAUGUUCAUGCUCCUGAAGAACAUCUGUCUGAUAGUGUUCGGCCUACUAGGCCUCGUAAUCGGCACGUACGUGAGCAUCGUUGACAUAAUAAACUCCUUCAAGUGAAACUCGCGGGCGACUUUAGGCAGGAACGAUCGAAGGAAGGCAGGCAGAGGGGAGAGAGCAGGAUAGGAGAGGAAUGGGAGAUGAGAUAGAGUUCGGACAUGCUUGUUCGAGUAUCGAGAACGGCUUCGUCACAGUUUCAUAGCUUAAUGAGCGGCGCCUUUUAAGUAGUCAGGUACCUCCAAAGCUGGGUGUCUUUCUUAGUGAAAAACUGCGAGCAAUCAGAAAGCAUUCCGGUAAUGCUUCGCGCCUCGCGUGAACGCCGCCAUUGUUAGAGCACCUUAGGCCGAGUUUAGAUGUCUUAUUAAGCUGGAGAGUCGUGUAGUGUUGAGUAAGAGGAAAAUAACGGACGUCGACGAGAGCUGAGCUAUUUGGCUCGUGAUCGUCGUUGCUGGUCGCUGAUCAGAUCUGGCAGAACGUUGGAUAACUAAUUUAAUCGUCGCUUCUUGCUCCUCCAACGAUUGUCAAUGAUGUUGGGCUGUUUGGACAGUUCGCAGAUUAUUUAACAGCUGGGUUUUCUCUUAAGCAAUCAACGAGAUCCAAAGCGAAACCAGAAAAUCGUUUGAGGGGUACAGUGAGAGAGUGCUAUCUAAGGUACGAGUGUGUCUUCUUCUGGGAAACUGGGAUACACGUGGGAAAAUUUUGCUACGUGUGAAUCCUUGACUUCUCUCAAAAUUUGUCGAAUGAUAAUUCUUUUAUUCCGUUUUCCAUCGAAUUUUGAUCGAAUUUUUCUACGAACUAUCCAAACAGAUAGUUAUCGGUACGUCGUAUCCGAAGUUCCAUUCCUGACUGUAGCCGUG